AUGGCCCCGGAUAUGUCGGAUACGUUGCAUAACAGCUGCGGAAAGCCAGGGCGACUGGCACCCCGUUGGCUCCAUGACCUGUUUGCUGGAGAUUUGACCGAUGCCGAUGGGCAGCCUGGCGGCUAUUUCAUGGGCUGCCAGACACUGCUUGCCCGGCUGACUCUCCCGAAGAUGCAAGCAAAAGAUGGUAAGCAAACUGAGAAUGGCAGUGUGCCCUCCGGAAAGGACCAUGAGCUGCUGUUGGUGGAAACCCAGUGCCUCGACACUGAACGAGGCGAAAUCUUGUCGUGCAUGUGCAAGCACUGCAAGUAUCACUUCGUCUUUGACUUCAAGAAAGGCCCGAGUCAUACUUGCAGCGCAUCCGAGGCAAACCUGCUCUGCCACCUUGUGCUGGUUGGCUCCUCCAAGAUGGGCGCGCCUCCCGAGAAGCCCGGCAGGUGGUGCCCCCAAACCCAAGUUGCCCGAUGGGAAUGCUCUGCAACUCGAUGCACGGUGGAAGUGGAGGUAUCCAUCUCGAUGCCAAGGAUGCAAGUCGAGCAUAUCGAAUGGAUCGUCGAUGAGGAAAGGAUCCGGAGACAGCGGCAGCAAGCUCUCGCGCAAGAUCCCGAGAGAUUCGCAAACCUCAACGAGAAUCUAGAGACGAAGUCGCUCCUAACCAUGAACGCGUAUCUGAGAGACAGUUUGGCGCAUACUGCCUCAUCCGAGCCGAAGAAGGUCGCGGCCCGCAACAAGGUGUUUGUGGUCCAGUUUGGACCGGAAUCUUUGCCCAUAUUCACCUAUCUCGGCUUCACGGUCAGCACUAUCAACGGAGAGGAGUAUCUCAUUCUUCCUCACCCGCCAAGCUUCCCUGGAAAAACCCCGAUUGGAAGCCAGCGAGCUUUUUAUGAGGACGCUAGAAGCGAGAUCAUGGCAUUGAUUGAGGACACGGGCCGGGAGCAGGUAAUGAUACACAGCAGCCCAGCCAAAGCUCGACUGGAGCGCGCUCUCUCGUGCUAUAACCACAUCCAUACCGCCAAACCGAAGCCCCAUGAUGACCCUCGGGACUUCAAAGCUCUUGGGGCUCCCAUGAAUUCGUCUGAUGAUCUGUUGCAAUUCGCCUUCGCGUGCCAGCUGCAGACAGAUUCGCUCAACAAAAGGAGCUAUUACAGUGCCCUGAAGAAUCUUGCUACCUCCCGUGGCGACGACAUUCGGAUGUAUGUGGGCCUCCAAGCCUCCCUCGAAGAGACGGGUCCGCCGGUCUCACUCGAGGAGACCAGGCCGCGGCUCUCGCUGGGAGAGGUCGCCCCUCAACUGGUAGAUGACCCGCUCGUGCAGGCCUAUGAGCAUUUCGGGCUCGCACCAAAUGGCUCUGAGGAAGAAGUCCUGGCCAUCCGCCGAUAUCAAGUCGCGUGCCAUGACUAUCCCGAGCAUAAGAAAACACAUCGGCAGAUGCUAUUCCGGAUUGGUCGGGCUCGGAACAGUCAGGCGAUGAAGAACGUCGCCUGCAACUUUACCGAUUUUAGGGAAGCCUGCCAAUUCCUGGACGUCGAGGGGAUCGUGGAUCCCUCGGCCGAUGUUCUGAUGAGCUUUUGCGAGAUGCAGAUCAGGGACGGGAAGGAGCCAUUCCUAAUUGCCGCAGCCAUGGACACGAUUGCCGACAGGAUCAAUAGCUCCGAGAUGAAGGAGCGAGCCCAGCACUAUCGUUACCUUGGAGACCAGCCAGACCAACUGACCGGCACCCUGGCCCACAGUGAAUCAGCUACUUGCAGCAUCGAUUCGACGAACAUGAACUUACCCCUGGGACUGGACAACCUCCGAAAUACUUGCUAUCUGAAUAGCAUCCUCCAGUACUUCUUCACCGUCAAGGCUGUGCGGAACGUUGUCCUGAACUUCGACCCCAACGAGGUCCCGUCGACCGAGGCCACUCGCGGGAACGGAGAAGUCUACCUUGGCCGGGAAUUCGUUGUCGAACUCAAGAAGCUGUUUUCCGAGCUUGACAGUGCCACGGCGAGUUUCGUCAAGCCCCAACAGCGUCUUGCCAAUGCGGCGUGGAUCUCGGUCGAUAAGGUCCAGAAAGACGAGGAGAAGGCAGCUCUGAGUGGCAAGCCCCAGCCGACUCCGCGCCCACUCCCAACGCGCCCGGUGCCUCCAGUGCCUCGCCCCGGCGCCACGGCAAAACCCACCGUCACGGUUGAUUCCGUGGCAGAUAGUUCGGAGACCGCGAGUAUCUCGAGCUCCCAGACUCUAACCAACCUCCCUGAUGCUUCAUCCGACUUUUCUUUUGAGAAUCUGGUUUUCGAGGCCGGUGCUGACGAAACGACCGUCGAGCGUUCGGAGGCUCAGAAGCCCGAUGGAGACUCUCCUAGAGGCGUGGAGAAGCUGAGCUCGGAUGCCCUGAUCGAGGCGCUCGAGGGUGCGCUUGCCCAAACCGAGAUCAAGGGAACGGAACAAAUGGACGUCGAGGAGGUCAUGGGACGAUGCAUCAACCAUCUGCGAGCGGCGAUCAACCCCGCAAGCGUCACCAACGCCAACGAGGUUGGCGGCCAGAGGGACGAGAUCAUGGAGAACCUCUACAUCACAUUUGCCAACUUGCGCAAGGAGAAAGACGCGCCGAAGUACAAACGGCACACCAGCCAAGAGCGCUGGGUGACAGCCAACCCGGCCGCUUCUGGACCCUUGAGCCUCUACCGGGCUCUUGAUGGCUACUUUGAACGGGAGUUCAUCGGUGACAAGCUGGUCAGCUUCACCUCGAUCGUCACCGCGCCGCCCAUCUUCCACAUCUGCAUUCAACGCUCGCAGGUGGGAGGUGGCAAGAACACCAACCCCGUUAUCAUUCCCGAGGUGCUCUAUCUCGACCGCUACAUGGAGAGCGACGAGGAUUCCGAGCUCUCCAACGCACGGAAGCGAAGUUGGGACAUCAAAGCCCAGCUGAAGGAGAUGGAGCGGUCUGGUGAUAACCAAGGAGCCAACAAUAAUGCCGAUCCCCUCGCCGUCUUUAUGGGGACGCGGGGCACCGACGUUUCGGGCUUGGCCUUGAAGGGGGUUGCCAAUUCCUCGGGCACGGUCUCAGAGGGAGACGUGAAUAUGUCUGGUUUGGCAGCUGAAGGAGACGCCACUCUUUCUGACUCGGCCUCGGAUGGAGGUGCCAAGCUCUCUGGCGAGGCUUCCGAAGGAGAUGCCAAUCUUUCUGCCAUGGCCUGGGAGAAGGAUGAGGAAGGCUACGAAAUGAUCGAUUCUAGCCUUAAGGAUGUCUUGGACCGUCAUGGAAAGCCUCUCGCCAGUGUAGCCACAGCCCCGGGGCUCACUGAUGGCUCCGGCUCCAGCUCCGGCUCCGACGAGGCUGAGUGCGCAGGUACUGAAGCUGCCCAGGUGCUGGACAAUAAGAUGUCCUCGGACGAGGCGCAGUUGCGCAGUGAGCUCGACAAUCUCUUCGUCGACAUGAAGACUCACAAGUACUGCCUUCACUCUGUCAUCUGCCACGCCGGUCAGACCGCUAAGUCCGGUCACUACUGGGUGUGGAUCUUCGAUUUCGAGCAGAACAUCUGGCGAAAGUACAACGACCGCACCGUUACGGAAAACGCGAAUACCCAGGCCGUGCUUGACGAGCUCUCCACGAAGGGCGAGCCAUACUACGUCAUGUAUGUCCGGGACGAGGACAAGAACGACCUUGUCAGCAUCCCUCGUCUUAGGCAGUACGCCGGCGAACCUUCCGACAUCGAGAUGGUGGAUGAUAUCGAGCCCAAUCCCGGCUAUCUGGAGGAGGUCUAG
Messenger RNA from Phialemonium atrogriseum, 3747 nucleotides. Its product is annotated as cysteine proteinase. Gene Ontology annotation, biological process: proteasome-mediated ubiquitin-dependent protein catabolic process; regulation of proteasomal protein catabolic process; protein deubiquitination. Gene Ontology annotation, molecular function: proteasome binding; cysteine-type deubiquitinase activity. The coding region runs from base 1 to 3747 and encodes 1248 amino acids. Lineage: Eukaryota; Fungi; Ascomycota; Sordariomycetes; Cephalothecales; Cephalothecaceae. The transcript has 5 exons. The record is from RefSeq and is a predicted model, not a curated record.